AGUUCCGCUGAGGCGUGGUAGGAAGUGGUAGCCGUCAAUCACGAGGGGAGACUCCAAACAGUGAGCCUUGAGCUGGAGAACAGCGUUUACCGGCGGGGCGGCCGGUUUAGUGAAUGAAGCUAUGGCUACAGAUUCUCCCAGAAGACCCAGUCGUUGUACUGGUGGAGUUGUGGUUCGCCCCCAGGCUGUCACGGAGCAGUCCUACAUGGAAAGUGUUGUGACUUUUCUACAGGAUGUUGUACCACAGGCUUACAGUGGAACACCUCUGACAGAAGAAAAGGAGAAAAUAGUCUGGGUCAGAUUUGAAAAUGCAGAUUUAAAUGAUACAUCAAGAAAUCUGGAAUUUCAUGAAAUACACAGCACUGGGAAUGAGCCGCCUCUGCUGAUUAUGAUCGGCUACAGUGAUGGAAUGCAAGUCUGGAGCAUCCCAAUCAGUGGGGAAGCGCAGGAGCUCUUUUCUGUUCGACAUGGCCCCAUUCGAGCGGCUAGAAUCUUGCCUGCUCCACAGUUUGGUACUCAAAAGUGUGACAACUUUGCUGAAAAAAGGCCCCUCCUUGGUGUUUGUAAGAGCACUGGAUCUUCUGGCACAAGUCCACCUUACUGUUGUGUAGAUCUAUAUUCACUUCGUACUGGUGAGAUGGUCAAGUCUAUUCAGUUUAAAACACCUAUCUAUGAUCUCCACUGCAACAAGCGGAUCCUCGUUGUAGUCUUGCAGGAGAAAAUUGCUGCCUUUGAUAGCUGUACUUUCACAAAAAAAUUUUUUGUCACAAGCUGCUAUCCUUGCCCAGGGCCCAAUAUGAAUCCUAUUGCUCUUGGGAGCCGUUGGCUUGCUUAUGCAGAAAACAAGUUGAUUCGAUGUCAUCAGUCCCGUGGUGGAGCCUGUGGAGACAACAUUCAGUCUUAUACUGCCACAGUCAUUAGUGCUGCUAAAACUUUGAAAACUGGUCUGACAAUGGUCGGGAAAGUAGUGACUCAGCUGACAGGCACGCUGCCUUCAGGUAUGACAGAAGAUGACGUUGCCCUCCAUAGUAAUUCAAGGCGGAGUCCUCUGGUUCCAGGCAUUAUCACAGUAAUUGACACUGAAACCGUUGGAGAGGGCCAGGUGCUUGUGAGCGAGGAUUCUGACAGUGAUGGUAUCGUGGCCCACUUUCCUGCUCAUGAGAAACCAGUGUGCUGUAUGGCAUUUAAUACAAGUGGAAUGCUUCUAGUUACAACAGACACCCUUGGCCAUGACUUUCAUGUCUUCCAAAUUCUGACUCAUCCUUGGUCUUCGUCACAAAGUGCUGUCCAUCAUCUGUAUACUCUUCACAGGGGAGAAACUGAAGCCAAAGUACAAGACAUCUGCUUCAGCCAUGACUGUCGCUGGGUUGUGGUCAGUACACUCCGGGGGACUUCCCAUGUUUUCCCCAUCAACCCUUAUGGUGGCCAGCCUUGUGUUCGAACACAUAUGUCACCACGAGUUGUGAAUCGUAUGAGCCGUUUCCAGAAAAGUGCUGGGCUGGAAGAGAUAGAACAAGAACUGACAUCUAAGCAAGGAGGUCGCUGUAGCCCUGUUCCAGGUCUAUCAAGUAGCCCUUCUGGAUCACCUCUGCAUGGGAAACUAAACAGCCAAGACUCCUACAAUAAUUUUGCCAACAACAACCCUGGCAACCCUCGGCUCUCUCCUCUCCCCAGCUUGAUGGUAUUGAUGCCUCUUGCACAAAUCAAGCAACCAAUGACAUUGGGGACCAUCACCAAACGAACAGGGCCUUAUCUGUUUGGAGCGGGGUGUUUUUCCAUAAAAGCUCCAUGCAAAGUUAAACCACCUCCACAAAUUUCACCCAGUAAAUCAAUGGGCGGAGAAUUUUGCGUGGCUGCAAUGUUUGGGACGUCCAGAUCGUGGUUUGCAAAUAAUGCAGGUCUGAAAAGGGAAAAAGAUCAGUCCAAACAAGUUGUCGUUGAAUCUCUCUACAUUAUUAGCUGCUAUGGGACCUUAGUGGAGCACAUGAUGGAGCCACGACCACUCAGCACUGCCCCCAAGAUUAGUGAUGACACCCCACUGGAAGUGAUGACAUCACCUCGAGCCAGCUGGACUCUGGUUAGAACUCCUCAAUGGAAUGAAUUGCAACCACCAUUUAAUGCGAACCACCCUCUGCUCCUCGCUGCCGAUGCAGUCCAGUAUUAUCAGUUCCUGCUUGCUGGCCUGGUUCCCCCUGGAAGUCCUGGGCCCAUUACUCGGCAUGGGUCCUAUGACAGUUUAGCUUCUGACCAUAGUGGACAGGAAGAUGAAGAAUGGCUUUCUCAGGUAGAAAUUGUAACGCACACUGGACCCCACAGACGUCUGUGGAUGGGUCCACAGUUCCAGUUCAAAACCAUCCACCCCUCAGGCCAAACCACAGUCAUAUCAUCUAGUUCAUCUGUGUUGCAGUCUCAUGGCCCAAGUGAUACUCCACAGCCCCUUUUGGAUUUUGAUACAGAUGAUCUUGAUCUCAACAGUCUCAGGAUCCAGCCGGUCCGCUCUGACCCAGUCAGCAUGCCAGGGUCAUCCCGUCCAGUCUCUGAUCGAAGGGGAAUUUCCACCGUGAUUGAUGCUGCCUCAGGUGACGAAAACCCCAGGCAUACUUGUACCUUAAGUAUUCAAAGCCUAUGUGGGAUCAGUAAGAGGAUUAUGGAUGAGGAUGAAAUUAAAAGAAGGCUUAGUCGUGAACUGUGAACAGUCCCUCAGAGAGGAAAAAGGAGGAUGUUAGAAGAUGAAAUUCAAGUUAACAAUGUGGAAAAUUUUAGCUCAGCACAAUUAAGAAAAAAAAGUGCCCCACUUGAAGAUGAAGAAAUUGUAAACAGAAGUAGAAGAAACUGUUGGGAAAGCUUUUUUCUGCUGACACAUUGCUUCUUUGAAUAAAUCUUUGUGUCAACUAAAACCUCGCCUUUGCUUUCUCUAUUGCAAGCACCAAGUCCUUGACAUGACUUUAAGUCUUUCCUAAGCAUUUUGAGAAGGAAUUGAUGGAAUUCUCCCUACUGUUGAUAUACCGGGGUGCCACAUAUUUACAAGGGGCUUUUUGGCCAAAAGACCCAACUUUCCUUUUUUGUACCUUUAUUACUACAUCUUUAAUACAAGGCUGGACUGUUUAUGCAGUCUGUUGCCUGAGACUGUGGUGGCAGAGGGACAAUAUUGGGGGCAGUAUUAGAAUUUGUUUAAGUCUGAACCGGGAAUUCCAUUUGUCUUAGUGACGUUAGUGUCAAACUGUUAGUGCCACGCUAUUUUAAAUUGUGUCCAAGAGCCUGAGAGGCUUAUGCUUAUAGGUGCCAUCUAUAAACUUAGAAAGAAACAAAAGAGUCUCUUUCCAUUGAAUAUAUAAGCCCAGUGAGCAAUUAAAAAGCAGCCUGGGACCUCACCCGGGCAACUAGUCGGAACCAGAGCUCAUGAUAGUCCCCUGGAUAUUGUUGAAAACUGUCAGAGAAAAGCUAAAGCAAAUAAUCGAAGUGAAAAUAAUUGUUCCCAGGAAAAAGUCUUGUUUUGUAAGGUUGGUGUAGUGUAAAGAAUAGAGACUAGUAACUUGUGAAUCUUUGGCUCUGUUCUCAACUUUGCCUGUAAUUACCUGUUUGGGAAAUUGCUUCAAAACCCAAGACUUUUCUACCAUAAAAUGAAGGAAUUGAAGUAGAUUAUUUCCAAAGCCUCUUCCAGCUUGAGAAAUUGAUAAACUUGUACUUUGGAUCACCUUUGAAGAAUUUUUAAAAAUCAGGGUAAAAUUUAUAUGUAGCAGAAAUGUACAUAUCUUAAUCAUACAACUUGAUGAAUUUUUACACCUAUGUAUAUCACUACUCAGAAUAAAUUAGAAUAUUUACAUCAUUCUAGAAAGUUCCUUCAUGCCCCUUCCAGUCACUACUACCUUUGAGCUAGAGAUGACCACUAUGAGUUUUAUCAUCAUAAAUUAGUUUUACCUAUAUUAAACUUUAUAGAUACUUUUUUGUGUCUGGCUUCUUAAUGGUUUUGAGUUCAUCCAGGUGUUACAUGUGUUACUAGUUCCUUUUUUUACAUUGCAAUGUAGUACAAAUAUAACACAGUUUAUGUAUCCAUUGUCCUGGGAGCCUGGGUGGCUCAGUUGGUUAAGUGGCCGACUUCAGCUCAGCUCAGAAGCCUGGAGCCUAAUCCAGGUUCUGUGUCUCCCUCUCUCUCUGUCACUCCUCCACUCACAAUCUCUCUCUCUCUCUCUCUCUCUCUGUCAAAAAUAAACAUUAAAAAAAUGCUUUUAUAUAUCCAUUGUCCUACUGUUUUCUGCUUUUAGCUUAUUAUGAAUAAAGCUUGUAUAAACUUUAUUGUACAAGCCUUCUUUUUUGACAUAUGCACUUUUUUUUUUUUUUUACAUAUACAUGCAUAUAUUUUGAGCAUAUACCUAGGACUGGAAUUGCUGGCUCAAGAAGUAGGCAUGUCUUUAGCUAUAUUAGGAACCUCCAAGAAGGUAUUCCAAAAUGACUAUGCCAUUUUUCAUUCUUAGAAAUGUAUGAGCCAUUCUUGUAAAUGUAAACGGUAGUUUCAAUUUGCUUUUCUCUGAUGAAUAUCAAUACUGAGUACCUUGAAUAUACUUUCUGGCCAGUUGGAGAUCUUCUUUUGUAAUGUACUUGUGAAGUGAACUUUUAUGUGGUCUGUUGUCUUAUUGCAUUUAAAUUCUUUAAAUAUUUUGGAUGUAGGUCUUCUGCCAUAUUUUACAAAUAUUUCCUUUUAGUUUAUUGCCUUUUCACUUUCGUAUUGGUGGUUUUUGACAGCCAGAAAUCCAAUUUUUCCACUGUUUUUCCUUUUAUGUUUUGUGUUUUAAACAAAAAUUUUUCCCCAUUCCACCCAGUCUUGAGUGAUGCUUUUCUCUAGUAAUUGUAUAGUAUUGGCUUUUGCAUUUGGGUAUAUGAACCUUUUCAAAUUAUUUUUUAUCAUGCUAUAAGGCAAAGAUCAAGGUUCAGUUUCUUCCAUGCAAUUUCUUCUGGCACUAUUUAUCAAAAAGAUACUUUUUUCCUCCAUUGAAUUUCAUUGCUGCCUUUUUAAAAAAUCCAUGUUUUUCCUGGAUUCUCUAUUCUGUUCCUUUGAUGUGUGUGUGUGUGUGUGUGUGUGUGUGUAUCUGCCUUUACACCAAUAUGAUACUGUUUUAAGAUUGUAGCAUUUUAGUAAGAGAUAUAGCAGUUUAAUAUCUUCAUUUUUGCUUUUCAUGUCUGUCUUGGCUACUCUAGAUUCUUUGCAUUUCCAAACACAUGUGUAUGUAUAUACAUACCAGUAAUUCAUGGUGUGGUCCACUGACCUAUGGAAGUCCCCAAGACACUUUUAAGGGAUCAGUGCUUGAAAGCUAUUUUUAUGGUAAUAUGAAGUGAUUAUUGGCCUUUCUUUUUUAUGCUGUGUUGAUUAAGUACAGAUGAUGCGGAAGCAAUGGUUGAUAAAACUGAUGGCAUCUUAGCAUAGUGAAAGCAGUGGUACCAAACUAUGCUUGUAGCUAUGGGUACUCACUCAUAGUUUAAAAAAGCUACAAUUACUUAAGAAUGUCUAUGAUACAGACAAAAUCAUUGACAUGUGAAAAUUUUAUUCAAUUUUGCUGCUUGUAUACUUCUUUUUAUUAUUCUAUAUAUCACAGUUGAAUUAAUGAAUGAUAGUUGUCUUGACAAAAUGCACUUGUGUGAUUAUUGUGAACUGAACUAGCAACUAUUUUCAUGGAAUACUAUUUUAUUAGAAAGAACAACUGACAAACUUUGUUUAUUCAAACCUGGGUAUUUGGCAAAAAUUUUCUCAAAAAUAAAAUAGGCCUGCCACUUCAAAGAAAACAACUGACAAUAUUUGUUACCAAUGAUAAAACUCAUUUUCAAUUAAAACUUAGAAAAUUGAAAAUCAUAUAUCCAUGUAUCUACCACUAUUUAAUAAGCUCCCAAUACUUAAAGACAUUUCUGAUGAGAUAGGUGGUGAUAUUAACCAGUGUGAUAUUUUUAUGUCAUAUAAUAAUAUAAAUCCACAUUUGGAGAUCCGAAAUAUUUUCUGAAAGACCAAUUUUAUUAUAUUACAAAAGUAUGUAUGGUUAAUGGACUCAUUCCAAAUGUAAGAAAGGACAAAGGAUUUUCAUGUAACAGACUACAAAAGUUAAUUGAUAUCGUUUCAAUUAACUUGUUAAGGGUCGUCUCAAAGAAGAAUAUUCUAAGAAUCUGAAAAGGCUCAGGAUCUGAAUAUGCUCUAUCCUUCUCCAGUUACAUUUUUGAGUGAGGCCAACUUGUCUUCACAUACUCAACCAAAACAACAUAUCACAACAGAUUGAAUGCACAAAUUGAUAAGAGAAUCUACCUGUUGUUUAUUAUAAAAGUUUCUGUCCAAAAAAGUAAAAAUUACAUUCUUCUCAUUAUUUUUCAGUUUGGAAAUUUUGAACAAAAAAUAUCACUUAUGUUAAUACAUAGAGAGUUUCUUGUAUUUUAAUGAGUUAAUACAUAAAUGUUUUCAAUGUUGAUAGAUAUAAAAUACAUAAACCUUUUGUGCUCUUUGGAAACCUCAAUUUUUAAGAGCACAAAAGGGUCCUGAAUCAAAAAAUGUUUGAAAAUCACUGAGAUAUAACUAUAUCCUCAUAUACAUACACAUUAAAUGUAUAAUCAUCUCUACAGAAAUUUAGAUGAGAUUUCAUUGGAUCAAAUUUUGGAGAAUUGACAUCUUAAAAAUAUUCAGUCUUCCAACACAUGAACAUUUUAUAGCUCUCCAUUUAGUUAGGCCUUUUUAAUUUCUCCUACUACUGUUACAUUUCAAUGUAGAAGUCUUAAACAUAUUUUAUAAAAUUUACUUCAAUUAUUUGAUGUUUUGAUGCUAGUAUAAAUAGCGUAUUGUGUUUCAUUUUUCAGACUUUUUUUCAUAGCAUAUAGACUACAUAAUUUUGUUUGUAUGUUGAACUUGUAUCCAGAAACCUCUUUUUUUUUUAAAUCUUCAAGUUUUUAUUUAAAUUCCAGUUAGUUAACAUAUAGUGUAAUAUUAGUUUCAGGUGUAGGAUUUGGUGAUUCAUCAGUUACCUACAACACCCAGCACUCAUCACAAGUGCCCUCCUUUCUAAAUUCAUGUAUUCUAAUAGAUUCCUUUGGAUUUUCUACUAUGUAGUCAUUGAUCUGCAAACAAAGAUGGUUUUCUUUCUUUCUCAUCUUUAUACCUUUUAUUUCUUUUUCCUCUUUAUUGUACUUGCUUAGACAUUCCAGCUAAAUGUUGAAUAGAAGUGAAGAUAUUGAACAUUCUUGUCUUAAUCUUAGAAAGAAGUUUUUAAUAUUUCCGUAUAAUGUUACAUGUAAUUUUUAAAAUGAAAACCUACAUUUGAAUAUUAUUUCUUUAUUGGAGUGAGGAAUAGAUGGGCAAAAUUCAUAAAAGAAUCAAACUGACAUUCUAAAACUGAAAAAUAUACCUUAAAUAAAUAAUUUGUGGAAUGGGCUUAAUAGUUGACUGGAUGCAGAAGAAAAGGAUCAGAGACUCAAAAACAAGUCAAAAAUUAUCAGACUGAAGCACAGAGAGAAGAAAAUAAUGAAAUAAAACAACUCAGUGUGAGAAGUAUGUGGGGUAAUAUUAAACUGUCUAAUGUAUGUGGUUGUUACACAUGGAUGACAAGGAGGGAAAGGGCAAAAAAAAAAAAAGUGAAUGGCUGAGAAUUUUCCAAAAUUACUUAAAGACCUGAACUUUCAAAGUUUCAAGAAGCUCACUAUACCCCAAGUAGGAUAAAAACAAAAUCACAUGAAGGCAUAUCAGAGGCAAACUGUUGAAAUCCUUAAAUCAUGAAGCAAUUUUAAAAACUCCACUGUAUUUCUUUAUUUCUUGGGUUCAUAUUUGGGUGAGAGUUUAGAGUUAUGACAAAAUUAGGGUGAUUCUUAAGUUUCUUUGGCAGUAUGAGAUCCCCAUCUCCCAGAGAUCUAUGAGGAAUCUUUAGGAUAUUCACCAUUAGAUAGAAGUAAAAGAUAUGGAAAGCCAGUAUUUAUUGAUAAACAGCUCUGUGCCCAACACUGUGCUAGGUGCUUUUACAUGGCUUAUCCCACUGAAUCAUAUUUAAUUAGGAUCACAGGCCCAUCUCAGAAAUAUGCAAAGCGUGGGACCUAAGACACCUAGCUCCUGAUACUUAGAAUUACUUAAAGUGCAUUAUGGUGACACCUCAGAUAAGUCCAAAUCUCCUUUUACCCUGACUGAUCAAAUAUUCAUUUCAAAACACUGUAUGCUGAAAUGAGUCACAUGGGAGUUGAAGAAAAUCAACUAUUCAGGUGGUGAAAAUGUGUGAAUGCAGCUGGCAGAUGAAGUUCCAGUAUGAUGAAUUCCCAACUUGUCCUUAUUGCUGCAGGCAACAACUGACAGGCCUGACUGGUCAUUGGCUUUCCAUUUCUGGCAUUGAUAGGACUGAAAAUUCUUCGUGUCACAGAUACUUAAAAGCUGUCCCUGUUAUAGUGGAUACAAACAGUGCUGGAGGGUCCUUAUUGCAUAGAGAUGUAAUCAAUAUGGUCUAGAGUUCUUGACCUGAACCUAUAAUUAUCUGGAUGUUAUAAAGGUAGCUUGUUGUUACAGAAAAUGCUUAUAUUCAGAACUUUGGGACUAAGUUGUGAAUGGAGAGAAGAAAAAUAGGAGCUUUGUCCCUCUUCCUGUAUUUCACAGUAUUUAGGAAGCUAUCAUAGUAAUCACAGAACAGAGUAUUCUUAUAGGAUUAGUAGAACAUUGUAUCAUCAGGCUUUGGGGUGCUGAAGUUUAAAUCUUACCUCUGAUGCGAUCCUAAUCCCAGAAAAAGUUGUGACUUUAAUGUUUUGCAGCUUGUGGCUAUGAUUGUUUUGAAUGCCAAAAUAGGGGGGGGGGGUUGUUUUUGUUUUUUUUAUUGAGCCAAAUUCCUGGAUUUGAAGUGCAGCUUUAAAUAAUAAUACAUUUUGAGUUUGCUAUUUUCCUGCUGCUAAGAGUAUGGUGAAAAAAGCUGGGUAAGCAUACAUUACAGCAUCUGUGAUCCAUGGGCAGGAGUGAGCAGAAGGAGAUGACACUGGUAGCAGUUCUUAAGUCAUUGUUUGUACUGAUGUGUUUAAGUAUAUUGUGAUCGAGAUUAAUUUGCCAUUGAAAAUAGUGGGGGAAAAGGCACAGAAUGACUUAACAGGAGAUGUGAAUCCUGAUUCCUCUGUUACUGCUUGGUUUAACAUAACUCUGGAUGGCAUUAUUAUUGGAUUACCCUAUGGAUAGGAUGCCUUGAAAAAGAGGGGGAAAGUAAUGUUUUAUAGUAAAGAGCUCUUUAAGAACAAGAGCUGUCUUUGUAGGUCUCAUGCCUGGUAUUGGUGCUUGUCAUGGAGCAGAUAAUCAAUAUUUGUUGCAUUGUUGAUUUCUGAUAGAACAUAAGGCUUAAAAUAUACCAUAAACUGAUUAAAAUUUAAUAACAUUGCAUCUUUGUAUCUACAUUACAUCACUUACACCCAGAAAAUAUGAUCUUGGCCUAGAGUUCUUUAUUAGAGUUGCCCUUAGGUUUAUUGUCACUAUUUCUUUGUUUGGGCCCUUAGUAAACUGUGUUAUCAGUAGGAAUAUUUUUUUUUUUUUAUUUUUUUAAUAUUUUUGAGAGACAGAGAGAGACAGAGCAUGAGCAGGGGAGGGGCAGAGAGAGAGGGAGACACAAAAUCUGGAAGCAGGCUCCACACUCCGAGCUGUCAGCGCCGAGUCUGAUGUGGGGCUCAAACUCACUAAUUGUGAGAUCAGGACGUAGGCUGAAGUCAGACGCUUAACCGACCGAGCCACCCAGGCACCCCCAGUUGGAAUAUUUUUGCAGAGCAUUUCAAAUGAUCUUUCAUGUCAUUUUUUAAAAGCAGCAUUAUGUUUAAGUAGUUUGUUUCUCAUCUUUGAUAGCUUUUACAUAAUCAGAUAAUAAAAAUAAGGGAAUUAUGGCCCUCAAAUCAGUUGUGUUUUUGUAGUAUUAGGCUUGCAUAGGAAUUUGUGUUUUAAGGUUAUCUUUACAAAGCAUUCACUAUAGCAAAUUCCUGCUUUCUGGAAUCUUCUCAAGCCUGGAAAACUGAAAGCAAUGGACCUGCUUUUGUUUUCUGGUCAUACUGGGCUAAUUUUCAGACAUACCAUUGUAUGGUUAUUUAGGGCUGUCUUUUAAGCUUGCCUGUCUUAUACAUGAACCCAGGAUAUUAGCAUUUAGGGAUAUCUGACCUAAAUUCCAUUAAACCAAAAUAAUUUCUUGAAGAAUUGCCACCAUUUUUGUAAUGUCAUUGCAGUUCAGUGACUUGUACUUAUGCUCCAGGCAGCCCUGUGAGACUUGGUAUCUUGAGUCUUAAACCUGUUUUACUUUGUUUGAGCUAAGAAUAUUGGAAAGACCACAAUUAUUCUAUAAAUGCUCCAUGUUAAGAUUGGAGAGAAUACCAAAGUUACACUUGAAACUUUAAUUGAAUUCCCGUUAGUAAUCCCUUUUUUAGAUGCGUUUAUAUACUUUUCAGAUGAACAAUGUUUGCAUGAUUGGGAAGAGAAAAGACUUUCAUUUCACUCUUCUGUUUCUCUCUACCUAAAAAGGACACUUACAGCAUCCAUACUAGUCCCUUUGACAUUCUCCUAUUGGGCUGACCUUUCCUAUGUUAGAAAUUUUUAGCCAUGAGUGAAUGCCUUUAAAUAGAGUAUUUAUAGCCAUGGUAGGAUCCUAAUUCCCGGAGUCAGAGGGCCUAAACUAGAGAGAUCUUAGUAAAAUUUUGGUAUGGUGCCUGAAACUUUUCAUUUGCCUUGAAACCUGUUCUUAAUUUUACUCUUUAUUCCAAUUCACCCCAUUGAUUAAAUUAAUUGCUUUCUCCGCUGUUCUUAAACUUUUACUGUUGUGUUUAUCACCUCAUAUUAAAGUUAGUUGGGAACCAUUUCCCAUUCUAGACUGUGAGCUCAUCUUUGUGCUCCCCACAGCACCCUGAAUGGUUCUGACCCAUAAUAGGCACUCAAUAAAUGUUAAUGAAUUCAACAUUUCAGCAUGAAAUAUUGAAACCAAAUUUUUGCAUUUGACUAGAUACAGUAGUUGCCUUUUAGGAAGGGAACUGAGUGGCUAGGGAACAGAGAUAAAAAGGAGACUUUUUUUUCAAUGUAGUCUUUUAGAACAUGUGUAUGCAUUAUCCACAAAACAUAAAUGAAACUGUUUAACACCUAACAUAUUUUUCAGUAUUUGAUAGGUUACCAUUGCAAGUUGUUUGUUUGUUCAUUUACAUAAAUGAAGAAACUGAGGUUAAGGGAUGUUAAAUAACUUGUCUGUUGUCACAUAGCUAGUAGGCAGCAGAGCAAAGAUAUGAUUCUGUGAAACCUUCACUUCUUCCAGGGUAUUAAAUAGCAUCUUGGCCACAAUAGCCUGCCUUGAUUUCAUUCAUAUGAUUAGCAGGUGUUAUAUCUGACCUAGGAACUGUCUUUAUUUAUUUAUUUAUUUAUUCAUUUAUUUAUUUAUUUAUUUAUUUAUUUAUUAAGAGAGACAGAGCACAAGUGUAGGGAGAGGGUCAAAGGGAGAGAGAAUCUUAAGAAGGCUCCACACUUAGCCUGAUGCAGAGCUUGAUUCCACAACACUGGGAUCAUGACCUGGGCUAAAAUCAAGAGUUGGGUACUCAAUCAACUGAACCACCCAGGUGCUCCUAUUCUUUAUAGCAUAUAUUGUGUACAUCAUAGAAUUCUUCAACUACAGCCUUUCCACUCUUAGGUGGCACCUCUAUUUUAAGGAGCCAUUGGCCAGACCUCUUUGAUAAGGUUUUGAUGGCUCACGUAGGUAUUCCUGCUGCUGACAGAGAAACUCUUACUCUUUAAGCAGUAAAUAUUUACUUUCAGCUAGGAAAGCCACUAUCAAUCAGGUAAUGUUUUCUGAAGCUGAAAAAGGCAUUCACUAAAGAAUGGUGAUUGCCCAAGGUCACUUUCUUUUCCAUCUGCUUGUGGGCAAAUGCACACUAAAAGAAUACUAGUGUUUGAAACUCACAAUUUAUUCUGUAUUUGGGGGUAGGGGAGAGGGAGGCAAAGUGAUGAUAUUUCUCUUAGAAAUAUUUUUAAUUGCUUUUUCAAAGUAUGGAUUAAAGCAUAAAAGAAGCCAAAAAUGUCCUGAUACUAAAUGGACUGGACACCUUGAUCUUUCAUGGCAUAAUAUAUGAGUGGGGAUUCCCAAAGGACCUUUGUACACUACAAUAUUUAUUACUAUAAAGAUCUAUGAGUUCUUAGCCACUUUGAAACUUAUAAAAGCUGUUCACAUCCCAUCCACUGGACUUGUGUUUUCACAUGUUUAAGUUAUUCUUGUUUGUUUUGUAUAGUUUAUUCAGAAAUAACUCCCCACUUCAAAUUCUGAAAAAUAAUAUCUGGCCCUUUAAUAAAGGUGGAGAAAAAAAUUCAACUCGGGUAUGAAAGUGUACGUGAGAGAGAAAUGUAUUUGCUUGCUUUUCCUGUCCAUUAACGCUUGGGAACUACAGGAUCUUUAACCAGCCCAUUUAUGCCUCUGUUUUCUCAUCUGCAAAAUGGCAACUAAAUAUUUGCCUUCUAUUUGGUUGACAUAAACAAAAUACUAACAAACCCGAAAGGCUCUGGAUUGAUACCUCUGUCAGCUCCUGCUGUCGAAGGUGGAAUUUUCACUUGUAGUUUGUUCAUUGUUAUUUCAAGAAUAAACAUUAUGGCUUGUUCUUGGUUUAUUAUGGUUUAUUUUUAACAUUAUAGUCUUGGGGCACCUGGCUGUCUCAGUCGGUUAAGUGUCUGACUCUUGAAUUCAGCUCAGGUCAUGAUCUCAUGGUCCAUCGGAUCAAGCCCUGUGUUGGUCUCUGUGCCGACAGCAUGAAGCCUGUUUGGGAUUCUCUAUCUCCUCCUCUCUCUGCCUCUACCCUGUUUGCAUGUGCUCUCUCUCUCAAAAUAAAUAAAUACGCUUAAAAAUAAAACAAAAACAAUAUAGUCUUAAGAAUAAAAAAAGAAGUUACUAAGGAACGUUAAUGAAUAUAAAACCACUAACAUGCACAAAAAUAGCUAUAUGCAAACUAGUAGGUGUCCUUGACUGAGACAAAAUUAUUCUGAGGUGGUGAUCAUGAAAAUUAUCAUAAUUUUAAAUUAUGUGUUUCCCUACUUAUGAAGGAAACCUAACUGGACUAUGUAUUCUGGGAAAGUUAUAACAUUAAAAGACAAUAAAUACGAUAUUUAACAUCUCUAUUUAAAUCUUGAGUUACAUGCAGCCUAUACAGUUCCUGUGCUGCAUAUUAAAUUUUAUAUAUAAUGAAUAAUACCGUUUUUUUACAAUAUUUGAUUGCUUAAUAUACUGUGCUAAGUACUUCAUAUACAUUAGCUUUUUUAUUCUUCAUAAAAUUCCCAUGAGGUAAAGGUAUUGUUAUACAGUUGACCCUUGAACAAUGUGAGGGUUAGGGGGGCUGACCCCCCUGUACAGUUGAAAAUCCAUGUAUAAAUUUUGACUCCCCUAAAAGUUAAUUACUAAUAGCCUGCUGUUGGCCAGAAGCCUUCCUGAGAACAUAAACAGUCAAUUAACCCAUAUUUUGCAUGUUAUAUAUAUUAUAUACUGUAUUUAUAUACUGUAUUCUUAUAAUAAAGUAAGCUAAAGAAAAGAAAAUGUUAUUGAGAAACUCAUAAGGAAGACAAUACACAUUUACAGUACUAUAUUGUGUUUAUGUUUUUAAAUUUAAAAAUCCAUGUUUAAGUGGACCCAUGCAGUUCAAACCCAUGUUGUUCAAGGAUCAACUGUAAUUCCCUUUUUUCAGAAUAAGGAACUAUGACUCAGAAAAGUUAUAUAUGCUGUACUAUCUUCCACUUUGGCAAUGCCAUCUGAAUUUCUUUGUCAUGAAUGUGUUUUAUGUAGCUCUCUAUUAAAUUUUAUUUUUGAUAGGUGCAUUUUUAGAAUAGGCAGGUUACAUGUAGCGGAAGUACAUGAACUUUGUGGUCAAGUGUAAAUUCUGUCCUUAUAGCCAACCAGGUAUAUGACCUUGCGUCUCUUUUUCCUUAAGAAGAAUAUAAGAACACCUGUGUCCUAUUGGGAAAAUUCAUAGGACAUUUGUAAAGAUUCUGGCCAUAGCCCAGGUAUACAACAAGGACUCAUUAAAUGUUAGUUCUUUCCCUGUUACUGUUACUUUAUUUCAAUGAUGAUGAUGAUGAUGCAGCAAUAGCUUUUACUAUAUCAAAGUUUUGGUACACAACAAGGACUCAUUAAAUGUUCUCUCCUUGUUACUUUAUUUCAAUAAUAAUGAUGAUGAUGAUGAUGAUGAUGCAAUAGCUUUUACUGUAUCCCAAAGUUUUUGUUUUCUAUAUAUUUUAUGUUUAUAUACCUUUGGAGACUGGCUAUAGUAUUGUCCUCAUUUUAUAAUUGAGGACACAGACUUUGAGAAGUGGUAGAUCCUAUGUUGGAAGCCAGGCAGUCUAAUGCCAGAGCUUGUAUUCUUAACUAAUAUGUAAUUUUCUUGGAAGACAUGUUCCAUUAACAAUAGAUUACAUUCUGAUAUUUUAAGCAACAGUUUAAAUCUCAGAAAUCGUCAUCCCACCCCCUCCUACACCAUCCAUUUCUUCCAGUUUCAGAUUGUGACAGUAUGACAAUUUCUUUCCUGAUCCUCAUUUGAUUCCUACGGUAAGUUUGUUACAUUAGAUAUGUAGAGACCUUUCUGAUUGUAAAAUCUGUGAUCGUAUAUUGUUUGGUUACAUUUGCAGUAUUCUGAGGCAGCUCUGAUAGUCCCUUAAGGGAAAGGGAUUCAUCACUGAUUUUGAUAAGGAAUAUGUUGACUUCUUGACUGAACUGAAAUUAGCCAUUUCAUGGGAGUUUUGGUGGGGACUACAGAACAGGAAUUAACUCCUUGAGCUGCUUCACUCCUUAAAAAGAGGAACCUCAAAAUAGUUCUGCCCAAACAGAUUUGACUUUAGGGAUGUUUGUUUUUGCAUAUAAAUACAUUUCACUCAGUCUUCAGAAGGUACUCUGUCUUCAAAAAUGGAGCUUGUUUUGUUUGCGAGGGGAGCAGACCACUCUCCGGAGUAUGUUAGACUGGCUGUUUACAUUUGGUUUUAACUGUCUUGAUCUGUCCCUGUCUCUCCUUCACUCUUUUUACCCCUCUCUCUGUUUCAGUUUGUCUUCUGUUUCUCUUUCUCCUGCCUAGCUUCUAUCUUCCUAUUUUGAUAAUUCUGCUUUAUUUCUGUAAGUGAAAGACUCUCCCAGGAUGCUGAAUAUGCCUUUAUUUUUACAGCACUCCUUAUAUGCACAGAAGAUUUUAGCUUGGCUGUAAAGCUUGCUCUUGGCAUAAAUUUGGCAGAUAGUUUUUAGCCUGGGUGAGACUUUUUAUUGGGAUCAUGAAAGUGUUGGGCCGUCACUGCCCUCCACUUUUCCUUCUUGAAGUAUGACAUUAGUGGUUUUAGCUCUUGUUGACCCUUCUUUUUAAACCAAAGCUUUAUAGCUUAUUAGUGCAUAGUGUGGAUUUUUCUUAUGAUAUGUUGGAGGGAAAGAAAAAAACUCCUCUAAAGUUACAAAUGGUUUCACUUACCAAAAUGAUUAUUUCUCUUGGAAAGUUCUGUCUUUUCUUUAAAAUUUCCGGGAGUUGGGUGGGCUCGAUGUCCUCUCUCCCACUCUUUCUCUACCCACACUCUCACACUGGCAGAAAUGCUGAGAGCUUUAAGCAUAAUUCCAGGCUUCUAGGAGGCAAAUCAUUGACCAAGGAAUAACCAAGAUACGCUUAUCUGCUGUUAUUUUUAAAGAAAGUUUUUCAGUCAAAAUGGAAGUAAGGACAGGAUGCUGCAGGCUUGUUUUUGACUGUUUGUUUCACUUAUGGAACAUAGAACAGAUGCUUUAGAACAUCAGUAAUGAGUAUUUCAGGCACCGUUGGGGAAUUGAAAUCUAUGCUUUUCAAAUCUGCAAUUAAUCUCAUACUUCGUCAUUUAUUGGAUCAAAUAGUUUCAUUUGCUUAGGAUCCAGGUCAGCGCCUUGAGCUCCAAAUCAGGUAUUAUUUGUACCUUUGUGAGAGAUUCUCUGCUUUGCCCCUAUCUGUUUCUGCUUCAUUUAAGCGUCUUCAUUUUUCCAAGGCUUUAAUGAAAUAAAAAUUAUUUGCCCUCUCCCUAAAAAUAAUACUUAAAAAACUUUUAUCUUACAUUUUGCUUAUCAGAGUAACUUUGCUCAGCCUUGGAACAGAGCACUCUUAAUGUGAGCCCGAUAGAUCUAAGCUUCUGAUGGGUCCACAAGAAACCACUGAAGAAAUUUAAGGAUUUCCUGGCCAAAGCAAGGCGUGUCCUUCAGUAGGGUUUCAGAUUAUAACAUAAACCUAGAUACAUCUGAAAAGAAGAAAAAAUGUGAUUUUUUUUAUCACCAUAAACUGUAUAAAUACAUACUUCAGGUAACCUCCAUAGGUUGCCUCCCUGCUCUUGGCUCAGCAGUGGAUUUUAAUGGAGCCACUUCUGCACCUCUGCUCUUUCAUCCCUCCCUUUUUAUGAGAAUAAAAAGUAAAUUGGGUGCUAUUUAAAUAUUCUCAACUUACAUUUAUUGAAAACUACCCUGCCGUGGGGCAUAGCACUUUGAAAAACUGCCUUGCUUUAGCCCAGUUUUCCACCCAGGUGGUUUACCCCAAAACCUGGACUUUGCUUUACUCAGACUUUUAAUUUCUUUAAACUAAAUAGAAGGAACCCAGUUUCAUUUGUGAGGUUUUUCAAUAAAAGUUAAGUGGAGUGUGGCUAGGAAACCAGACCUGUGAAAAGCCAUGACUCUGCUGACACUAGAGGAAAAGCUACAGAAUUCUUAUACUGCUUUUGCUUUCAGUGUUCAGGAGAAAAGAGGAAAUGAGGAAGGUGGAAGAGCUUUAGUGCUGGUACAUUUUAGGAAAGCAGGGGAGCAAGGAAAGUUUGUUGGGGUUCAUGUGUCACUUACUGGUGCUUUAUUUGAAAGUCUCCCCUACUUGUAGGUCUAUGUUCUUUCUAGAAAACUUGUCAAGUACAAAAAAUUAUAAAGAAUAAAAUUUAAAGACUGAUUUCAUUCCACAGGUAUAAUUAGUCUUAACAUUUUGGCAUAUAACUUUUUAGUGCCUUUUUAUUUAUAAAAUAUUAGAAAAUUGGCAAUACAUUAAACGAUAUUUUGUAACUUGCCUCAUUUACCAUCAGCAGAUUUCUUUUAAGUAAUUAAAUAUUUUUUAAAACAUAGACAAGUUUUGAUGUGUAGCUAUUUUGCGAGAGGGAGAGAGAGAGUGAGAGAAUCCCAAGCAGGCUACAUGCUAUCAGUACACAGCCCAAGAUGGGGCAAGAUCAUAACCCAAGCUGAAAUCAAGAGUCAGAUGUUUAACCAACUGAGCCACCCAGGCACCCCUCAAAACAUAGAUAAUUUAAUAGUUAUAUUCUUUGAAUCAUUUGUCUAAUCUUCUGUCAUUAAAUUUUUUGGUUUUUAAUUUUUUACCAUGCUAAUUAAGAAUAAAUAAAAUUCUUAUAUAUAAAUCCUUGGUUUAUAUAUUUCCAAACAUUUAAGGAAGAAUUAAUAUCAAUUCUUCUCAAAUGCUUCCAAAAUAGAAGAGUAAAGAACACCUCCAAACUCGCUUUACAAGGUCAGCAUUACCCUGAUAGCAAAACCAGAUUAAGGACACUAUGAGAAAGGAAAAUUACUGAUCAUUAUUCCUGGUGAACAUAGAUACAGAAAUCCUUAAUAACCUAUUAGCAAACCAAAUUCACCAAUAUGUUAAAAGGAUCAUAUACCAUGAUCACAUGGAAUUUAUUCCAGGGAUGCUUGGAUGGUUUAACAUCCACAAAUCAAUCAAUUGGUGUGGUAUACAGCACAUUAACAAAAUAAAGGAUUAAAAUUAUAUCACCUCAACAGAUUCAGAAAAAGCACUUGACAAAAUACAACUUCCAUUUUUUAUAAAGACUCUCAACAAAGUGGGCAUAAAGGCCAUAUGUGACAAACCCACAGCUAACAUUAUACCCAGUAGUGAAAAGCUUAAAGGUUUUCCUCCAAGGUCAGGAACAACACAAGGAUGCCCACUUCUGUGCUUUGAUUCAACAUAGUAUGGAAGACCUAGCCAGAGCAAUUAGGCAAGAAAAAGAAAUAAAAGUUAUCCAAAUUGGAAAGGAAGAAGUAAAACUAUCACAAUUUGCAUAUGACAGAUGUUAUAUAUAGAAGCCCUAAAGACUUCACCAAAAUACCCCUAGAACUGAUAAAUGAAUUCAGUAAAGUUGCAGGGUACAAAAACAAUAUAUAAAAAUCAGUUGUGUUUCUAUACACUAAUAACAAACUAACAGAAAAAGAAAACAAUCUCAUUUACAAUUGCUUUGGAAAGAAUGAAAUACCCAGGAAUAAAUUUAGUGAGGUGAAAGACCUGUGUAUGGAAACCAUAUGACAUUGAUGAAUGAAAUCAAAGAAGACACAAAUAAAUGGAAAGAUAUUGUGUGCUCAUGGAUUAGAAGAUUUGAUAUUGUUAAAAUGUCCAUUCUACCCAAAACAGUGUACAGAUUCAAUCCAUUCCCUAUCAAACUUUUAAUGGUAUUUUUCACAGAAAUAGAACAAGCAAUCUUAAAAUUUGUAUGGAACCACAAAAGACCCUGAAUAGCCAAAGAAAUCUUGAGAAAGAAGAACAACAUGGAGGCAUCAUGUUUCCUGAUUCCACUCUAUAUUACAAAGCUAUAGUAAUCAAUACAAUAUUGCCAUAAAAAUAGACAUAUAGAUAAAUGAAACAGAAUAGAGAGCCUAAAAACAAACCCACAGAUAUAUGAUCGAUUAAUUUAUGACAAAGGAGCCAAGAAUAUACAAUGGGGAAAUGAUAGUCUCUUUAAAAUUUUUCUUAAAACUUUUAAUUGAUUUAUUAUUUUUUAUUUUUUUAGAGAGAGCAUGUGAGUGAGGGAGAGGGGCAGUGGGAGAGAGAGAAUCUCAAGCAGGCUCCAUGUUCAGCACAGAGCCUGACUCAGGGCUCGAUCCCACGAUCCUAAGGUGACCUGAGCUGAAAUCAAGGGUCAGAUGUUCAGCCACCCAGGCACCCCAGGGUAGUCUCUUCAAUAAAUAGUUUUGGAAAAACUGGAUCACUAUCUUACAACAUACACACAUUUCAACUGAAAAUGGAUUAAAGACUUUAAUGUAAAA
Panthera uncia (snow leopard) is the source of this 18971-nucleotide messenger RNA. It is a transcript of the gene BCAS3, whose product is annotated as BCAS3 microtubule associated cell migration factor. Gene Ontology annotation, cellular component: cytoplasm. The transcript has 25 exons. Gene Ontology annotation, molecular function: protein binding. The coding region runs from base 122 to 2692 and encodes 856 amino acids. Gene Ontology annotation, biological process: response to starvation; autophagy. The record is from RefSeq and is a predicted model, not a curated record. Lineage: Eukaryota; Metazoa; Chordata; Mammalia; Carnivora; Felidae.